AUGAAUAAUCAAGAAAAUGCCACAGCUUGGUCUGGAUUCAUUCUGGUAGGAUUUGCAGAGGUUCACAAAUUCCAUCCUUUAAUCUUUGCAGUGUUGCUAUGUCUCUACAUAAUUGCCUUAAUAACAAAUAUGCUGAUUAUCCUGAUUGUAAAAUCUGAUCCUAUCUUUAAUUCUCCUAUGUACUUCUUUCUUAUGAACUUGGCCUGCUUGGAAGCCUGUUACAUGACUGUUAUCAUCCCCAAACUAUUGGAGAACUUAUUGGUGAAGCCUACAGUUAUUUCCUUUGUAGGGUGUGCUAUGCAGAUGUUUUUCUUCCUGUUUUUUGGAGUUGCUGAAUGCUUUCUCCUGGCAUCAAUGGCAAUUGAUCGGUAUAUUGCCAUAUGUCAUCCUCUGCGCUAUUCCAUUAUAAUGAAUAGGAAUGUAUGUUUGAAGAUGGUGACUAGUCCGUAUAUAUGUGGGGCUGUAGUUGGACUUGUCCAUACUACCAUCACAUUUUCUCGGCCAUUUUGUGGAACGGUCAUCAAUCACUUUUUCUGUGAAAUACAGCCAUUGUUGGAGCUACUAUGUGGAGAUACUUUUCUAAAUGAAGUCCAAGUAAUUGGAAUUGCUAUGUUAGCUAUCAUGGUACCAUUCCUGCUGAUUCUCCUAUCUUAUUCUGGAAUUAUAUUCAGUAUUGUUGGGAUGCUAUCCAUGGAGAGCAAAUGUAAAGCCUUCUCUACAUGUUCCUCACAUUUAAUAGUUGUCAUUCUGUUCUAUGGCACAGCAUGUUCCACGUACUUAAAACCAAAAUCUAACUACUCUCCAGCACUGAAUAAUAUUUUAUCAUUUUCUUAUACUAUAGCAACCCCACUAUUAAAUCCAGUCAUCUAUAGUAUAAGAAACAAAGAAAUCAAAGGAGCCCUGAGCAAGCUGUGGAGCAAGAGGAUUUUGUUGUGA
Messenger RNA from Gekko japonicus, 936 nucleotides. RefSeq names its product olfactory receptor 10C1-like. Gene Ontology annotation, cellular component: membrane. The transcript has a single exon. Lineage: Eukaryota; Metazoa; Chordata; Lepidosauria; Squamata; Gekkonidae. Gene Ontology annotation, biological process: G protein-coupled receptor signaling pathway. The record is from RefSeq and is a predicted model, not a curated record. Gene Ontology annotation, molecular function: G protein-coupled receptor activity; olfactory receptor activity. The coding region runs from base 1 to 936 and encodes 311 amino acids.